UUGUAAGCCAGGACCCACCUGUAUUUUGUUACGUUUCUUCUUCUUCACAGAGGGGGGUUCGUCCGAACCCCUUGAACCCUCUCUGGAUCUGCCACUGCAAAUAACGUCUUAUUUUGAUUGCUAAUCCCCACGAUAGAGUUUGGGCCGUAUUAAACCAUAAAAGCUAUCCCCUUGAACCCUGGGAUAUUUAUUCCGGGAUGUGACCCUAAUCAAGGCUGUUGUAUCUUGUCGGCCCCUUACCUUGAACAGGGUCCCUGGUUUGAACCCCCUCAGACAAAUUUCUGGAACUACCACCACCCACCACUGCUUUAUGACAUUGGAAAAAUCAACCAUGUAGUCUAAAUAGUAAAAACUUCAACUUCAACUAUAGGCUUAUAAUGCUACCCGGCCAAGUACCGCCGCCAGGAUUAUAAGGUCUAUGGGGAGGGGAUGUGUGGGGUGUUAUUCCCAAUUAAAUGGACACCUUUGUGACCAAAAAAGUCUCCCCUUAAUAGGGUUGUCUUCUGAAUAAGGGUACCCCUAUUCAUGGGACACUAAACCAAAUACAUGAAAUUAUGCCCUUAAUAAGGGUUUUUGACAUGAUUUCGUACAAUGGACAUAGAUUUGACAAAACUUUCAUGUUACGUACUACUGGUUAAGCUUUUUAAUUCAGAGUUAUCGACAUUGUUUUACAUUCUUUAUUCUUAGCCAUUCCGACCCUCUUAUUGUUUUUGAUCUAGUGUCGGUUGUAGCAGUAAUAAUAAUAAGUAAAUGAACAAAUUUUAUUAGACAUAGAUGUUUUAUAAGUUUAUCUUAUUGAUAUAAAAAUGAAUUAUAUUUGAAUUAUAACUAAUUUAUAACAAUAAUUUGUAGCAAAAAAUAAUUCAUUUAUGAUAUAAAAUCAACAUAAUAUGUAAAAAUACUAAAUUUGUAUGUUCCCAAUAUUGUUUCUUGAAAUCCCCAUGUUAAUAGUCAAAAUUGACAAUUGUAUUUAUACGAAAUAACACAUGCCCUAGGCCUACCAGUGUUCAUUCUAAGGAUUGAGAGAAAAAAUAUCUCGUAUUUUAUGUUAAGUUUAUUGCUCAGAAGGUGUCAAAAUAUAAAUAUGAAUGAUUUUUUUCUUAUUUGGAGAAGCUGUUACUUAGUUGUUUUGAUUUAUUCCUCCAUGUUUUGAUAGAAUUAAAAAAAAAUUCAGUAUGUCCCCGGUUAAUAGGGGUUAAAUUGUAUUGAUUCUACCUUUUACUCAUGUUAGCGUAUAUAUUUCCACUCGCAUCACGGAAAAGCGUCCUUUUAAAUGAAAUCAAAUCAAAUCAUUGGAUUGCAUACUUCCCCUUCGCACUCAUUGAACAAAACAGUUUAUCGCGUCAACAAGUGAAAACCGAAACAUAGAUUGUGACGUCACGUGCUUAGUCAUUGGGGAAUUCCCAAGAAUGUACGCCAAUCAAUAGACAAUUCCAGUACUGUAGUAACCAAGAAGAAAAUCAGUGUUGACGCCAAGUCUGGAAUACGGCUUGUAAAUUUAAGUUACAGGUGGUUGCAAUGGCAUUAGAAAUUAUUUCAGCAGUAUUAUCUCUUUCUGAGCAAUGUUAUAAUAUUGCUCAGCAAGUUAAACAAUUUAAAGGUGACUCAAAGCGAUUGGCAGAUAGAGUACAAUUAUUAAAUGAACCAAUUCAAUUGGCCAAAAGCCUUUCAUCUGAUAACCAAUUGAAUGACUAUGACAGGUUCUUGAAUGAAUUGGAAGAACUAAAAAAUUGCAUAGUUGAUAUUAAUGAAUUCCUUCAAAGGAUAGCAGAAAUGACAACUUGGAAAAAGGUUUGGGAAAAAGGUGAUAUUGCUGGAGGAUUUAAUGAUUUUAAUGCCAGGCUUGAUGAUUUGGUACCAGGACUGAUACUGAUUAUGGAGAUUGAGAAAAGAGAGGAGUUCAUGAGAAAAAUGAACGAAGUUCAGGACACCCAGGACAUCAUGUUAGAUGAUGUGGAAGAGAUAAAACAUUGGACGUCAAAAGGGGUCACUGGAAUUGAAGACAUCAACAGGAAAAUGGAUAAACAGAAUUCACAAAAUGUGCCACAGGAUUUAAAAGAAAUAAAUAUUCAGGAUUUGGAACAGAUGAAGAAACAACCUAGUUUUGAGGAUGGCACGUUUGGGGAACUGUACAUUGCCAAGUACAAAUUAUUUGGUGGAAAAGUAGCAGUUAAAAAAUUAUUUGAAGGCCAAGAUAUUAAAAGAAAUUUGAGAGAAGAAGCCAUGAAACUGAAGAAGUUUGAUUCACCAAACAUUGUCAGGCUUUGGGGCAUUUGUACAGAAGGAAAUAAUAAUAUGAUUGUAUUUGAAUACAUGGAAAAUGGGCACUUGAGAAAGUUUCUUGAUGAAAAUAGCCAACUCACCAAUGCACAGAGACUUCAAAUGGCUUCCAAUGCUGCAUCCAGCCUUUUCUAUGUCCAUAAUCAAAAAUGGCUACAUCGCAAUCUGACGUCAAUGAAAUAUCUUGUUGGCAAUAACUUUGAAGUUAAGCUAAGUGAUGUUGGCUUUUCUAAGACAUGGGAGUCGGCUCGAAAGUAUAGUACUGUACAAUCUCAAGCAAAACGAUAUCAUGCCCCAGAGCUUUUGAAAAGUGCUAAACAAGUGUAUGAUUUUAAAUGUGAAAUAUAUUGUUUUGGGAUUGUCUUAUGGGAGAUAUUUACUGGAAAGGAGCCAUACAAGGGAAUGAGUCCAAUGGAUAUUAUGGAGAGUGCAAAAAAAGAGGAACUGCUGCCUAUGGAUAAUUUGGGAUCACAUGGUGAAUUGAUUUCGAAGUGUAUGGCAGGUAAUCCGCUUGAAAGGCCAACCAUGAAUGAGAUUACUGAUGAAUUGGAAGCCAUAAAGCAUCAAGAUUGUGAACAGAAAACUGUAGAAUAAACAAUUGAUGGUUACAGGGCUUCCAAGAAACAAAAUAAAAUAAAGAAAUAAGAAGCUUAGAU
Anneissia japonica is the source of this 2936-nucleotide messenger RNA. Its product is annotated as mixed lineage kinase domain-like protein. The transcript has 10 exons. Gene Ontology annotation, molecular function: signaling receptor binding; ATP binding; non-membrane spanning protein tyrosine kinase activity. Gene Ontology annotation, cellular component: extrinsic component of cytoplasmic side of plasma membrane. The coding region runs from base 1519 to 2874 and encodes 451 amino acids. Lineage: Eukaryota; Metazoa; Echinodermata; Crinoidea; Comatulida; Comatulidae. The record is from RefSeq and is a predicted model, not a curated record. Gene Ontology annotation, biological process: innate immune response; cell surface receptor protein tyrosine kinase signaling pathway; cell differentiation.